AUGAUUUGUUUCGUCCGUCCCCUCUUCUCCCCCAUCAUCUUCUUCGAACGUUGCGAAUCAUCUUCAAUCAUCAUCUGGCCGUGCUAUGGCAAUUCGUAUGGCAGCGUAUCACUUGCUCAGCAGCGCCUGCUUGUGCACGACCUUUGUUCGGACAGUGUCGACACUCGAUCCUUGAUCGCCGCAACCUUCUCCUCGUACUUGACCAACUUGUGCUCCCAGCAGUACCAGCAUUACCCAAUCUGA
This is a messenger RNA of Pseudozyma hubeiensis SY62, 243 nucleotides long. Its product is annotated as p-type copper ATPase. The record is from RefSeq and is a predicted model, not a curated record. The coding region runs from base 1 to 243 and encodes 80 amino acids. NCBI's taxonomy places the organism in Eukaryota, Fungi, Basidiomycota, Ustilaginomycetes, Ustilaginales, Ustilaginaceae. The transcript has a single exon.